GUGAUUGUGAAAUCUGGGCCAGGGACUUUCCUCAGUCUGGCUGUUUAUGACAAUUAUAUCUUCUGGUCAGACUGGGGGAGAAGAGCUAUCCUGCGUUCCAACAAGUACACAGGAGGAGAUACAAAAAUUCUUCGUUCUGAUAUUCCACAUCAACCAAUGGGAAUCAUAGCUGUUGCCAAUGACACCAAUAGCUGUGAACUUUCUCCAUGUGCAUUAUUGAAUGGAGGUUGUCACGACCUGUGCCUUUUAACACCUAAUGGGAGAGUGAAUUGUUCCUGCCGGGGAGACCGAAUAUUGCUAGAUGACAACAGAUGUGUGACUAAAAAUUCCUCCUGCAACAUUUAUUCAGAGUUUGAGUGUGGAAAUGGUGAGUGCAUUGACUACCAGCUCACCUGUGAUGGCAUUCCUCAUUGUAAGGACAAAUCAGAUGAAAAACUGCUCUAUUGUGAAAACAGAAGCUGUCGAAGAGGUUUCAAGCCAUGUGAUAAUCGUCGUUGCAUUCCUCAUGGCAGGUUAUGUGAUGGUGAAAAUGACUGUGGAGACAACUCUGAUGAAUUAGACUGUAAAGUUUCAACCUGUGCCACUGUUGAGUUCCGCUGUGCAGAUGGGACUUGCAUUCCAAGAUCAGCACGAUGCAACCAGAACAUAGACUGCGCAGAUGCUUCAGAUGAAAAGAACUGCAACAAUACAGACUGCACACAUUUCUAUAAACUUGGAGUGAAAACCACAGGGUUCAUAAAAUGUAAUUCUACCUCACUGUGUGUCCUGCCAACCUGGAUAUGUGAUGGGUCUAACGACUGUGGAGACUAUUCAGAUGAAAUAAAGUGCCCAGUUCAAAACAAACACAAAUGUGAAGAAAAUUAUUUUGGUUGUCCUAGUGGAAGAUGCAUUUUGAAUACCUGGAUAUGCGAUGGUCAGAAAGAUUGUGAGGACGGACUUGAUGAAUUCCACUGUGAUUCUUCUUGCUCUUGGAACCAAUUUGCUUGUUCUGCACAAAAAUGCAUUUCUAAACACUGGAUUUGUGAUGGAGAAGAUGAUUGUGGGGAUGGAUUAGAUGAAAGUGAUAGCAUUUGUGGUGCUGUGACCUGUGCAGCUGACAUGUUCAGCUGCCAGGGCUCCCACGCCUGUGUGCCCCGGCACUGGCUGUGUGAUGGUGAAAGGGACUGUCCAGAUGGAAGCGAUGAGCUUUCCACAGCAGGCUGCGCUCCCAAUAACACAUGUGACGAAAAUGCUUUCAUGUGCCAUAAUAAAGUAUGCAUUCCCAAGCAAUUUGUUUGUGACCAUGAUGAUGACUGUGGAGAUGGCUCUGAUGAGUCACUGCAGUGUGGAUACCGACAGUGUAGUUCAGGAGAAUUUAGUUGUGCUGAUGGGAGGUGUCUUUUAAACACUCAAUGGCAAUGCGAUGGUGACUUUGACUGUCCUGACCAUUCUGACGAAGCACCUUUAAACCCAAGGUGUAAAAGUGCAGAACAGUCAUGCAACAGUUCAUUUUUUAUGUGCAAAAAUGGCAGGUGCAUUCCCAGUGGAGGUCUUUGCGACAAUAAGGAUGACUGUGGAGAUGGUACAGAUGAGACAAACUGCCAUAUAAAUGAAUGUCUGAGUAAGAAAGUCAGUGGGUGUUCUCAAGAUUGUCAGGAUCUUCCAGUCAGUUACAAGUGCAAAUGCUGGCCCGGAUUCCAACUGAAGGAUGAUGGUAAAACAUGUGUAGACAUUGAUGAAUGCUCUUCAGGCUUUCCUUGUAGCCAGCACUGCAUCAAUACAUAUGGGACCUACAAGUGUCUCUGUACAGAUGGGUAUGAAAUACAACCUCAUAACCCAAAUGGCUGCAAAUCACUCUCAGAUGAAGAACCUUUUCUAAUUCUUGCGGAUCAUCAUGAGAUAAGGAGAAUUAGCACUGAUGGCUCUAACUACACGCUUUUAAAACAGGGAUUAAACAAUGUUAUUGCUAUAGACUUUGAUUACAGAGAUGAAUUCAUCUAUUGGAUUGAUUCUAGCCGACCCAAUGGUAGCCGCAUAAAUAGAAUGUGUUUAAAUGGAAGUGACGUUAAGGUAGUGCACAACACAGCUGUCCCCAAUGCACUUGCUGUGGAUUGGAUUGGAAAAAACCUCUAUUGGUCUGACACAGAAAAAAGGAUUAUCGAAGUAUCCAAACUCAAUGGCUUGUACCCUACUAUACUCGUUAGCAAAAGGCUGAAGUUUCCCAGGGACUUGUCUUUAGAUCCUCAAGCUGGGUAUUUGUAUUGGAUUGACUGCUGUGAAUAUCCUCACAUUGGCCGUGUUGGAAUGGAUGGAACCAAUCAGAGCGUUGUCAUAGAAACCAAGAUUUCUAGACCUAUGGCAUUAACAAUAGAUUAUGUCAACCAUAGACUCUACUGGGCUGAUGAAAAUCACAUUGAAUUUAGCAACAUGGAUGGAUCUCAUAGACACAAAGUCUCCAAACAUCUCUGCAUGAUAAACAAUGGUGGUUGCAGUCAUUUGUGCCUUUUAGCUCCUGGAAAAACCCAUACCUGUGCAUGUCCCACAAACUUUUAUCUUGCAGCUGAUAAUAGGACUUGCUUAUCCAACUGCACAGCCAGUCAGUUUCGUUGCAAAACUGAUAAAUGUAUUCCAUUCUGGUGGAAAUGUGACACCGUGGAUGACUGUGGUGAUGGAUCAGAUGAACCUGAUGACUGUCCUGAAUUUAAAUGUCAGCCAGGACGAUUUCAGUGUGGAACUGGACUCUGUGCUCUGCCUGCUUUCAUCUGUGAUGGGGAGAAUGACUGUGGAGAUAAUUCUGACGAGCUCAACUGUGACACACAUGUCUGCCUGUCAGGUCAGUUCAAGUGCACCAAGAACCAGAAAUGUAUUCCAGUAAACCUGAGAUGUAAUGGACAAGAUGACUGUGGUGAUGAGGAAGAUGAAAGGGAUUGUCCUGAAAACAGCUGUUCUCCAGACUAUUUCCAGUGUAGAACUACUAAACAUUGCAUUUCCAAGCUGUGGGUUUGUGAUGAGGACCCAGACUGCGCAGAUGCGUCAGACGAAGCCAACUGCG
Galeopterus variegatus (Sunda flying lemur) is the source of this 3031-nucleotide messenger RNA. RefSeq names its product low-density lipoprotein receptor-related protein 1B-like. Gene Ontology annotation, molecular function: calcium ion binding; protein binding. The annotation marks the transcript as partial. The record is from RefSeq and is a predicted model, not a curated record. The transcript has 22 exons. NCBI's taxonomy places the organism in Eukaryota, Metazoa, Chordata, Mammalia, Dermoptera, Cynocephalidae.